AUGAGUAGAAGCCGUCGUUCUUCAUUCGGGCAUACCCACUAUCAGCAUCAGUUUACUGUUACUUCAACUAUCAACUACGGCGACGGGUUGAGUGAUAAUGGAACCAGUGUUUCGCAAAAUGAUGCUCCAUCCCCAUCCCGGUUUAGUGAAUCGUCCUAUUCGAACCUCGGAACGCGUUUGACCGCUUUUGCCACACCUAAUACUGAAAGCUAUCGAAAUGAAGAAAAUUUGCGGCCUUGCUGCAUGGCAGCAGCUGCUGCUGCGGCGGCAGCCACGGCAGCACCAUCUUCUGCAACAACAUCGUCGGGCGAUCGAUAUUCGACUAACUCUGCUCCCACAUCUAUUAUCGCUUAUCCUGAUAACAGAAAUGCUCCCCAUCAUCGUUCGAUGUCACCUAGUUCCCGAACACGUUACCCGGUCCCGGAACGGUUUCGUGAUCCUCCAACUCCAAAAACUGACCAAUAUGGAAAAUAUUUGAUAAACAAUCCUCCCCUGAUGACCAACUCGGAUAGCUACAGUUAUUUAACUUCCACUGUACAUACACCUGUUAAGCGUUAUAUUCCGACGCCACCACCCCCGGAGAAGUAUCACCAGCAGGAAUUGGGAAUAGGACCGACACUGAUGGCCGGAUUAAUCGCAUCGAAAGGAGGAAUCAAUAUAAUAAAUCAAGCUGCUUCAAGAGUUUCAUCUGUAAGUACUCUUCCCUACCGUUUGAAAGUGGAACCAAAGAAUUCGCAAGUUCAAAGUCUAACCGAAGACUCGACAGACCACUAUGCAACUCCACCUCGCGCUAAGCCCGUUAAAUGCCAACAACCGCUUUGUACGUUUAACCAAACAGCUACGCUUGGGCGGCAAUCGCGCCAGCUGUGCCCCACUACCCCCGACUAUUCCAUGCUACGUACACCCACUCCUGUUAGUAUAAUGAGCGAACCGCUGGCACCGAAUUUGACCGACGAGGAAAACUGCUUCCACUGUAGUACCCUACGGCGAGCCACCGGAGUGCACCAGACCACCCAAACCUCCGGUCCAAUCAGUCCGCAACCGCUGUCCAUUUCUUCAGUGUCCAUGUCGGAGAUGGAACGUCAAUCUCCGUUAAGCCCACCGUCUAUAGUGUCGCAUACUUCCUAUUCCCAUCAGCAUCCUCUGCUAACUCCGCGUGAGGACGGUCGAAACUCGUCCUCUCUGAUCAUUUCCCAAUCGCAUACACUGAACAGCUCCUGUAGCAACCCAUCCAUCAUUAUCCAGUAUCAACAGCAACAUAUACAGCACCAGCCGAUACAACAGCAGCCUCUUUAUCAACAGCUCCAGCAGCUACAGCAACAGCAGGUACAACAACAGCAACAAUCGCUACCGCUCCAGCAAAUAUCGGCCCCCAGACUUCAGGCGGACUCGACACCUUCUACGCUCCAACGCAAUACACAACCCAGCCGAGCACGUCUAUCGCACAAGCAACGGAUCAAGGAGUAUCUGCGCCGCAGCACUUCUCAGUUCUUCGGCGUUGAUCAGUUGAACGAAGAUUACGAGCAGCAAAAAUGGGAGGAUCGACAGAAGCGGCUUGCAGUUCGUCGAUUCGGCCCGUUGAAAGAAGACGUCGUUGGCCCUCGGGUAAACGAGGUACACGCCGACAUGCUAACCGAGCACAGCGAUCGGCCCGACGUACUGCCGGCUCAGAGCCAAGAUGAACCAGAAACAGAACAGAACCGUCGCCAAAGGUUCAAUCCAUAUUAUCGGCAUGAUGGAACCGAGGGAUAUCAUGUUGAGCGGAAACCGACAGUUUCGCAGAUGAUUGGCAAUGGGUUCGUGUUUGUUGUACAAAGCUUGCGGAAUCGAGCUUCCCGAAAGCAGAAGCAGUGGUCCAGAAGUUUUGCUCCAGCACACGUGGCUCUAAACAAUGACGAUAACGAUAUGUGUGAUGGACUAACACCAAUUCACGACGAUGAGCUGUUUUUCGACAUUCCAACGGUGAGUAAUCAGCAGCAGAUUGAAAAUGAUCUUGAGGCGGACAAUUCUCGGCAAAUAUACGUGGUGGAUGCAAAUCGUGCUACAAUUAGCAAUGGCUGGCGGACACGGUCGGCUGAGAUGCAAGUACAGCAGCAGCAGCGUCCACCGCGUCCCAGGAAUGCUUUGUACCAGUACUAUGGACAGCGGAUCAUGACGCACAUUCUCGACAGUGUAUUGGACAAUUCGAGACGGUUGUCGCAUCACAACAUCAAGCUGUUGAGACCAAACUCCCUGGAUGACCGCUACGACCAUAGACCGUUCUUUACGUACUGGGUGAAUACGACGCAGGUGCUUGUAUUGCUGCUGAUGAUGUUAUGUUAUGGAAUUGGCCCGAUAGGAAUCGGUUACGAGCAGAAGAGUGCACAGGUUUUGGUUACGAGCUUAAGUUUGCAAACGGUGCAACAUUAUGAGCAACGAAACGUUUGGAUCGGACCUCGAGGCGAAGAUUUAGUCCACGUGGGAGCAAAGUAUGCAGCAUGCAUGCGCAGGGACACCAAGGUGAUGGAAUUGAUUUCGAAAACUCGAAAGCAAGAACGAGAAACUGCAUGUUGUAUACGAAAUGACGAUUCCGGAUGUGUUCAAAGUUCGCAAGCUGACUGUUCUGUUCGCGGACUGUGGCCGACGACCAUUUCGACGUGGAAGAAGUGGUCCCCUGGAGAUUCGGGCCCCGGUGGUCGAAUAUCCGGUAGUGUUUGCGGCCUAGAUCCAAAAUAUUGCGAAGCUCCGGCUUCGAUAGCACCACACGAAUGGCCAGACGACAUAACCAAAUGGCCUAUCUGUAGGAAAAAUAAUCAAGUUUCGCAAAAAUUUCGCUUCAAAGAUCACACGGCAGAGCAUAUGGUCUGCGAGGUGAUCGGUCAUCCAUGCUGCGUCGGUAUAUCCGGAGAGUGUCGCAUCACCACCAGGGAGUACUGUGAUUUUGUGCGAGGAUAUUUUCACGAAGAAGCCUCGUUGUGUUCACAGGUUUCUUGUUUAAAUGACGUGUGCGGCAUGUAUCCGUUCAUCGCCACCGACAUUCCGGAUCAGUUCUACAGACUGUUCACGUCACUGUACCUUCACGCCGGUAUAAUGCACGUUGUGCUAACCUUUGCCUUCCAGCAUAUCCUCCUAUCGGAUCUGGAGCGUUUGCUGGGCUCACUUCGGACGGCGAUCUUGUACAUUGGUUCCGGUAUAGCCGGCAACCUUAGUAGUGCAAUUUUCACACCGUAUAGACCGGAGGUCGGUCCACUGCCAUCGCUUGCGGGAACGCUUUCCUCGCUGCUAACGCUGUUAAUUCUUUGCCACUGGCGCGGCCUAAAGCGUCCUCAUCUGGCACUGCUAAAGCUAAUCGUUAUCGGUGUUUUGGUCUUCGGGAUGGGCACGCUUCCGUGGCAGCAAAAUUUUACCGGAUUGGUGGCGGGCUUGCUGUUCGGAAUGACCUUCACCCUUGCCCUCACGCCGUACGUACACGUGAGAAGAUACAGCAGAAAGAGAAAGAUAAAUCUUAUAUGGACCUGUUUCGUUCUUCAAUUCGUACUGUAUGCCUUUAUGUUCCUAGCGUUCUACCUAUUUUCGACGCCAUUUUCGCUCAACUUCGUAGACGGUAAUCAGAUCGCCAGCGUAACCGACAACGGCGGUUUGCAUGAUCAUUUCAAUCCGUACGAUACGUUCAACUACUUCAACACCAAAAACUCCGAUAGCACGGGAUCGCCGGGAUCGGGAUCCGGAACCGGUGGCGGGUCGGCGGGUGGAUCCGGACGUGGCGAAGGGGCUGGCCGAUAUGGCAACGGAGGUGGUGCUAUCAGUAUGUCAGGUGGAACGAUCAAAAACAUUAACCCGAAAUACAAUAAUAUACAUAGUAGCAGCAGUAUCGGAGCCGGUGCAGGGGGUGGUGGUGGCAGUACUAAUCUCAACGCUAGACCCAACAGCCACACUCAUAAAUUGGUAGCUAUAUGUGAGAAAGGACAGUGCAACCCACGCCCGAACGCAUGA
Molecule: messenger RNA, 3972 nt
Organism: Sabethes cyaneus
Lineage: Eukaryota; Metazoa; Arthropoda; Insecta; Diptera; Culicidae
Product: inactive rhomboid protein 1-like
Exons: 6
Coding region: 1-3972 (1323 amino acids)
Biological process (GO): regulation of protein secretion; regulation of epidermal growth factor receptor signaling pathway
Cellular component (GO): endoplasmic reticulum membrane
Molecular function (GO): serine-type endopeptidase activity
Source: RefSeq, a predicted model, not a curated record